GGUGACAUCGCUUUCGAUCUACUGAACAAAAGACUUUCCGCUACAAUGACAAGAACAUACGCAGCUGCAAAUCCACACGUUCUUGCUGAGACCACUCCAUUUAUUACUCAGCGCCUUAAAGACAAAUUACCGGCCAAGUCCGAAUUGUACGUGAUAUAUCAAUUUACUUGCACCUGUGGCGCUAAGUACAUGGGACAUACGACCAGACGUCUGUCAACAAGGAUAGCUAAGCACUGUCCCGGGUCUCUACGAAAAGGCACUGCCGGAAGUAUCAAAAGUUCCAUCCUUGAACAUCUGGUUCAAAAGGACACGAAAUUCUGACCAAUGAUGCUUUCAACCUUUUCUACACCGUGUCAAAACGAUAUCCUAAGGGAUUAAGAGACGCCUCCUUAAGAUUGCGGAAUCGAUAGCGAUCAAGUUAACGCAAGCGGAGCUUUGCAAGCAAAGGAUGCUACUGCAAUCUCUCACGCUGCCGUGGCCAUGAUAAGGAUCCAUUCGCAUGGAACAUUGAUGAGACCAAAGGUGGCAUCACUUCUCUGCUGACCCAAUUUGCUUCGCGGUCAGCGAACUGUGUCAAGUGAGAUCGAAUAAGGUCAGCCUUCAUCGACAACACAGGCUUCACCAAAUAAGCUCGAUCAAUUUAACUUCCGUCCGAAUAAAUUCAGAAUCUCUCCUACUUUCGCU
Messenger RNA from Dicrocoelium dendriticum, 684 nucleotides. NCBI's taxonomy places the organism in Eukaryota, Metazoa, Platyhelminthes, Trematoda, Plagiorchiida, Dicrocoeliidae. The record is from the annotation of a GenBank genome assembly.